GCUUCGUUAUCUCAUACUUAGCGAAUCGGUACCCUCCGCGUGCGCCCUGUUAGCCGCUGUAAAGCGUUUUUUUUUCCGCUUCUGGACAACAUGGACAGGAAGUGAAGCCAGCUCUGAGACUAAUCUGAAGCCACUUGUGAAAGUUGGUGACAUCAGAACUACUGUGAGCUGAAGUCUGAUUGGAGGAAUGGCAUGCCAGUCGACCUUGCGCCAGUGAUCAGGCCAGGACACUCCAGUGGUGACAUCCUGUGGAGCCACAGAUUAAAGGCGAGGAGGCUGUUUUACCACCGCUGGAACUGAAGAUUGCUUUAAAUAAGCAAGUCCUCGUGGAAGGUUUUUAAGUCAUGAUGCAAGAAUCUGGGACGGAGGCGACGACCAACGGCCCAGCCAAUGAGAGUGGAGGAGUGAGUGUGGAGGGAGUACCCAGAGAGGGACGACCAAAUAGUGCCACACCAUUAGCGGAAGUGACUGCAGCGGACCUCUUGCAUCUCCAGCAGCACCAGGCUUUCCAAGUGGCUCGACAAAUACUUCUCCAGCAGCAGCAGCACCAACAGCAGCAGCCCCAGCCACAGCAACUGCAGUCUCAACAAAAUACUGGCCGCAAAUCCCCGAAAGCCAACGACAAGCAGCAAAACCUGCAGGUUCCAGUGUCAGUGGCUAUGAUGACACCUCAAGUGAUAACUCCACAGCAAAUGCAGCAGAUCCUUCAGCAACAAGUCCUGAGCCCUCAGCAGCUCCAGGUUCUUCUCCAGCAACAACAGGCCCUCAUGUUACAACAGCAACUCCAAGAAUUCUACAAAAAGCAGCAGGAACAACUCCACCUCCAGCUCCUACAGCAGCAGCAACAGCAGCAACAUGCAGGCAGCAAGCAGAGUAAAGAGCAGCAGGUGUCAGCACAGCAGUUGGCCUUCCAGCAGCAGCUCCUGCAGGUCCAGCAGGUCCAGCAGCAGCACCUGCUCAACCUUCAGAGGCAAGGACUGCUCAGCAUCCAGCCUGGACAGACUGGCCUGCCACUGCACUCCCUCACUCAGGGCAUGAUUCCAACAGAGCUGCAACAACUGUGGAAAGAGGUGACAAAUGCUCACGUGAAGGAGGAGCACAACAACAGCAGCAGUAACAACGGCCACCGGGGCCUCGACCUGUCCUCCCCGGCACCGCCAAAGAACCCACUCCUCAACCAGCAUGCCUCUACCAACGGGCAGUACAUGAGUCACAAGAGAGAAGGAUCCACGCUAGAAGAGCAUUCCCCCCACAGUCACCCUCUGUAUGGCCACGGCGUUUGCAAGUGGCCGGGUUGUGAGGCAGUGUUUGAUGAUUUCCAGUCAUUCCUCAAACAUCUUAACAAUGAGCAUGCCCUGGAUGACAGGAGCACAGCCCAGUGUCGGGUGCAAAUGCAGGUCGUACAACAGCUGGAGCUGCAGCUAGCAAAAGACAAAGAACGUCUGCAGGCUAUGAUGACGCACCUUCAUGUCAAGUCCACGGAGCCCAAAGCCACCCCACAGCCGCUUAACCUAGUGUCCAGCGUCACAUUGUCCAAGUCGGCCCCAGAGGCCUCUCCUCCUCUGAGCCUUCCCCAGACCCCCACCACACCCACAGCGCCGCUUACACCCCUGUCCCAGACCCAUUCUGUCAUCACAGCCACCAGCCUCCACAGCGUGGGCCCUAUGCGACGGCGAUAUUCAGAAAAGUACAACAUGCCCAUCUCUCCAGAUAUCAGCCAGAACAAAGAGUUUUACAUGAAUACAGACGUUAGACCACCAUUCACGUACGCCUCACUAAUAAGACAGGCAAUCCUCGAAUCUCCAGAAAAGCAGCUAACACUAAACGAAAUCUACAACUGGUUCACACGAAUGUUUGCAUAUUUUAGGCGCAACGCAGCAACAUGGAAGAAUGCAGUCCGGCAUAAUCUUAGUCUUCACAAGUGUUUUGUGCGAGUAGAAAACGUAAAAGGGGCUGUGUGGACAGUCGACGAAAUAGAGUUCCAAAAGAGACGGCCUCAAAAGAUCAGUGGAAGUCCGGCCUUAGUGAAGAACAUUCAGACCAGCUUGGGCUAUGGUCCGACCCUCUCUGCUGCCUUCCAGGCUUCAAUGGCAGAAAACAACAUACCUCUAUACACUACUGCUUCCAUUGGAAGUCCCACCCUCAAUUCCCUGGCCAACGCCAUCCGUGAGGAGAUGAAUGGAGCGAUGGACCAUGGAAACAGCAACGGCAGUGACAGCAGCCCGGGACGCUCGCCCCUGCCAGCUAUGCAUCACAUCAGCGUUAAGGAGGAACCACUGGAUCCCGAAGACCACGAUGGGCCCCUCUCCCUGGUAACGACUGCCAAUCACAGUCCGGAUUUCGAUCACCACAGAGAUUACGAUGACGAGCAGGGCCACGACGACAUGCUGUAAGGCUAGCGCCGCCCACUUCCCUCCCCGGCCUCAGAGGCCGAGGCAGUCUGGGUCAUCUGGGAGACAGAAGCGCUCUGCAGAUAACAAACACUGAACUGCAGUCUCAGCCACUGAUGACAGCUCUCAAAUGUCUCCAAGUUGACUUUUUUUAGUGCCAUUACAAUACAUAGCAAAAACACACACGAGAAAACACAGAUGACUCCCCCACACGAGGGUUCUUUUUUCCCGCUGAUUCCUUUCUACUUUUGAUUUAAGUAACGCUUAAAACGUGAAAACAAACUUCAUUUCUACUCAUUUGUCAGACAGACUUUUGGGGGGGUUUUUUUUUUUUUUUUUUUUUUUUGUUUGUUUUUUUUGGUACGGGGGGUGCAUCGUGUCCGUGCUUUGGGAUACCCUCGCCACGCAGCCAGGACGGACUGCACUCAGCGGGCUGCAAGAAAGGGGGGUGUUUGUCUCCCCCUCCGCCCUCCCCCACGCUUUCUCUCUCCCCUUCCCUCAUCUGACCAGAGACUGAAGAGAGAGAGAGAAUGACUGACGUUUAAUUUACACCGUGUGUAUGUGUGUGUAUGUGCGAGAGAGAGCGAGUGCGGACUUCUGUUCAUUGUCACUGCCUUCAACACUUCUCAUUGGUUUAAUUCCUUCUGGGGCGGGAGGGUUGUUUUUGUUUGGGGGGUUGUAUUUUUUUGUUGUUGGGGUGGGGUGAAAAGUUAUGAGAUAUAACAACAUAAUGUGUCUUCUCCAUAUCAUUCAAUGCUGUUUUUUUUUUUUUGUUUGUUUGUUUGUUUGUUUGUUUCUUUAAACUGAUCAGACCUCAUGCUCAUGCUGUGGAGAUUCUGUGUGGUCAGCACUUGAUGAUGAAUGUUUAUGAUUUCUUUAAACACACUCACAUGAAGCAGAAUGUCGCAUACCAACUAGUAUUUUUCUGUCAUUUAUUCCACAAUCUUGGAAAAAAAGAAAAGAAAAGAAAAGGAAAAAAAGAGACCACUUUGAUGUGUAGCCCGCCUCUAACCCCCCAUCCUCCGCCCCCCCUGCUCAUGAAGUCCAUUGGCAAUGCACUACUCAUAAUGAAGGCUCUCUCCACGCAUCAAUGAAGUUUAAUUUAAGAUGCGAAUGAAUGACAGAGAAAUCAUGCAGGUUAUGAUUUAUCCUUAUGAAAUUAUACUUUAAAACAGCCCCUCACGGCCGAGCAUGCUGAGCUGCAACAGAAUUUCUGAUCACUUACAAGCUCCGGGUUUUUAAAACAAAAUGAAAAUGUCAGGUGUGCACCGGCGAGAUAAUGAUUUAGACCAACUAAUUGUGAUUCCUGAACACAACUGUCAUUGUUAAUCAAAUGUGUCUGCUUUUUCCACGCUGUAAUUUCAUUCAGGGCUCGGAGAUAAACGUGCAUUCCCUGUAGUUUUAUUUGUAUCACGCGCAUGACUAGUUUUAAGUUUCGAGUGUUAAUAAUUGCGCACCGGACGAACAGCUCAUUUUCUUUCAUUAAGGGAACAGUCCCCGAGACCUGCAAUAAGCGUCGCACAUUCCAGCAUGUUGACAACCAUCAUAAAGGGCCCAAACAUACAGCACAUGCCAUUUUAGCGAAGGCGCAUACCUCGACGUUCAGUGUCGCCCAAAAAGCCGACAGCUGCAGUCCACAGUAUCGAUCCGAGUGGAUUCCACGAGAUUUUUGUGAUGCAGCAAAAACAAAAAAACAAAAACAAAACUUCCAGCUUUUGUAAGAAGUUACAUUUUAGACAUGAUGAAUUUCAAGACUGCAACCAACCACUUUUUAAUCUUUUUUAUUUAUUGUUAUUAUUGAUGUUCAUUUGGCUUUUAUUUUGUUGAUGUUGUUCUUGAUUUGUAUUAUAAUUCUGUGACUACCAAAGAAACUACAAAGUCAGUGACGUGUGUUCCAUGCAAUAGCAGAUCAGGCCAAAUAGCUCUCCUCCAUUCUGUCAGCAGCGGCGGUGGCAGCGGCGGUGCAGCCGGCAGCAGAUUGAAUCAAAGGGGGAAAAAAAAAAAAAAAACGCUCCUCACACUGGUGUUUUCAUUCGUUUUUAUUAAAACAAAAAACUAACAAACAAAAAAAACCAAAGGGUUGUAGCUGCAUUAAAAGCUUUGCAGUGACCAAAUCUGAAUGGGAGGCACUGACAGUCUGACUACAUGAUGACCAAACUAGGGAAACUUUUAAUCUGUGGGCCAGUGAGUGGGAAAAGGGAGGUUUUUGGGGGUUUUUUUGGUCAGGAGCAGAUAACAUGCAACAUGAGAGUGUAUGUAGAUAAAGUCGGGGGGGGUAUACUGGUUAAGUGGGAAAAGCUUUGCAGAGAACAAUGUGAAAUGGAUUCUGUGCUUCAACUGGACCACACAAAUGAUUCAGUGUUUCUCUUCUUUUAUUCCUUGCCUGUGUGUAUCCUUUGAAAUGAUUGUAUGCCACUUUUUAGGGAUUUUUGUUAAGAUUGGCAAGACUUCAUGAUUGUGUUUAGUUUCUGUUAUCUUAUUACUUUUUAUAUUAAAAAACACUCCUGUCAACUAAUAAGCUGGGUACAAGGUACUUUAUGGCAGUUAUUGUUAUUGUUAUUAUCAUUUUUUUUUUCCCUCUAACUUCACAGCUCGUUAGCUAAAAAGGAAAAGGGCAAUCUGUGGCUUCCAGAAAAUCUAUUUAAUAUCCAGGCAGCUGUGGGAUGGGUCAGUUACAUCCAGGCUAGGACCGUGAGAACAGGGCCGAGCUCAUCCACAAAACCCCCAGUCAACUGGCUGGUUUGUUUGGUAUUCAGAAAGGAGGGGAAAGCGCUGGUCGAUUAGAUCAUUCUCAGCAUGUGUAGCUUGACAUUACUAAAGAUAACAGCAUGAGAAACCCGUUAGGACGCAUACCUCAGUUCAAACCUAUAGGGAAUGAUUCAAUUAAAUGAGAAAAAAUAAACAUUUCACUCAGUUGCACUUAGUUGUGUGUCUUUGCAUGUGUAGUCUGAUACUGUAGAGAGAAAAUAACAAAAAAUAGAAAAUGAAAUUAGAGCUUGUUUAUCUUAAAGGUUUCAUCCUUUUUUUUGUUUUUCUUUUAAAGCCAAACCAAUCCAAACCUCAGGCCUUUUGUUCAUGGAAAUGUCACUCAGCUGUGUGUGGCACCGUUCACCCUGUCAAAGUUUGUUCUCUGAUGUACUGAUGGGUUGUUUUAAGGGCGUUCCAAUAUUAGGUUGUACAUACAUGUCAGUAAAGCCUUUUGUC
Archocentrus centrarchus (flier cichlid) is the source of this 5594-nucleotide messenger RNA. RefSeq names its product forkhead box P1b (gene foxp1b). Gene Ontology annotation, cellular component: nucleus. The transcript is spliced from 21 exons. The record is from RefSeq and is a predicted model, not a curated record. Lineage: Eukaryota; Metazoa; Chordata; Actinopteri; Cichliformes; Cichlidae. Bases 345 to 2393 code for a protein of 682 amino acids. Gene Ontology annotation, biological process: regulation of transcription by RNA polymerase II. Gene Ontology annotation, molecular function: RNA polymerase II cis-regulatory region sequence-specific DNA binding; DNA-binding transcription repressor activity, RNA polymerase II-specific.